AUGCCUAUGUUUCUCCUCAUUGCAGGUAUCUCUGGCAAUUUGGGCCACCAGCUGGCUUCUGCUGCCCUCCGAAGAGGCCUGCUUGUCAGGGGCAUGGGCCGCACACCGGACAAAGUCGACUCUCAGGUUGCCACGGCACUUGAAUCUUUUGUUCGUAUCAAAAACUAUUACGACACAGAUGUGAUUCAGAGAGCAGUCACCGGCGUCGACGCCGUCGUGUGCGCGUAUGGGGCGACCCCUGAGCUCUAUCUGGAAGCCCAAUUAGUCCUUCUCCGGGAAGCCGAAAAGGCCGGGGUGAAGAUCUUUCAUGCACAAUCCUGGAACUUCAACUGGCAUGGUUUGACUUUCGGGGACAUGGAAUAUUAUGACGCCAACAUCAGCUUCUAUCGCCAGGUCGAACUCACGAGCAAAAUCCGGCCGGUCUACGUCUUCAGCGGCUUCUUUGCCCACAGAUUAUACUUGCCCACAGGCCCAGGGUCUUUCACCUUGGAGAAUGGCCGGGCCACAAUGAAAUACUGGGGAGACGGUCAGGCCAGAUACACCUGGACAUCGAUGAAAGACUGCGCGGAAACCAGCAUCGAGAUUCUGACCAGCGAUCCCGGCGUGCUCGCCGGCAAAGGGGGAAUCUUCUGCAUUCAGUCAGGCUCUCACACGGUCUCGGAAUUUGCCGAAGCCUACGAGAGGGCCACAGGCAUUAAAGUCGAGCUUGUUCGACAGGGAGACUUUCAGGAUCUAGAGACCAGAGUGGCCGACAUGCGGGCUAGAUACGGCCCAAGUAGAUAUUUCCACUACCUUAGAGACCUCAUCAUCAUGCUGACAAUACAAGGGAAGUGGGUGGUCCAGAACCUCACAUCUUAUGACCACAUCCCUAAAUCCAGCCUCGAGGAUAUCAUAGCAGAAGACAAAGAUAUACCGGGUCCGUACUCACUCCCUCUAUUAGAUUGA
Molecule: messenger RNA, 945 nt
Organism: Cladophialophora immunda
Lineage: Eukaryota; Fungi; Ascomycota; Eurotiomycetes; Chaetothyriales; Herpotrichiellaceae
Exons: 1
Coding region: 1-945 (314 amino acids)
Source: RefSeq, a predicted model, not a curated record